Molecule: messenger RNA, 2808 nt
Organism: Fusarium oxysporum Fo47
Lineage: Eukaryota; Fungi; Ascomycota; Sordariomycetes; Hypocreales; Nectriaceae
Product: amidase signature domain-containing protein
Exons: 4
Coding region: 1-2808 (935 amino acids)
Source: RefSeq, a predicted model, not a curated record
AUGAACGUUAUUUCACCUGCCCCUCUUUCGCUUUCUCAGCCACAAGCCAGGAUCAAAGAUACCUCCAUUGUUCAAGUGAGAGCCACCGACGAUCCAGAGCAAGGCAAUUCAUUCACUGUUCAGCCAAAGCCUGUUCCUCGCGGAACAGCUGCUUUUGAAGCCAAACGGGCUGCUCUUAUCGACACCAUCAAGGCCAAAGUACCUUUGGAGUACUACCUCCCUGCCGAGUUAAUCGUCAAUCCCCCUCUAGACGUUUCCAAUAUCCCUGCUUCCUGCGGCAUCCUCACUGAAGAUGAGGUUCGCAUCACAGAAGACUACGAUGCUGUUGGUUUACUACAAGCACUCGCCAGCCGUCAAUUUUCGGCUGUUGAAGUCGCCACUGCUUUUGCCAAACGUUCUAUCAUCGCACAUCAACUCACCUGUUGCCUAACGCAGUGGCUCAUGGAUGAAGCCAUUGUCCAAGCAAGAGGACUCGAUGAGUACAUGGCCAAGCACGGGAAACCCAUUGGUCCUCUGCAUGGACUGCCAAUCAGCAUCAAAGAACACAUGGCCAUAGCUGGAACGCUGUCUUCUCAAGGUUGCCUGGCAAGCUUGAGAGAGGAUACAACGGACAGUGACAUGGUUGCAAUUCUGAGAAGUCUCGGCGCUGUGUUCUAUUGCAAGACCAACCAGCCGCAAACCAUUAUGCACCUGGAAACUGAUUCACUUUGGGGCCGUACCCUCAACCCUUUCAACAUCAACCUCUCAGCAGGUGGAUCGACCGGUGGUGAAGCAGCCCUUAUUGCAAUGAAAGGUUCUGUACUCGGCAUUGGUACUGAUAUCGGCGGUAGUAUCCGUGGUCCUGCUGCCUUUUGCGGCAUUUAUGGAUUCAAGCCAACUUCAUACACAAUGCCAAUGAGAGGCUUCGAUGCAAUGCCGUUUCCAGCUGAGUUGACUGUUCUGGCCUCGGCUGGCCCUAUGUGCCGGAGCUUGAGAGAUAUGGAUCUAUUGAUGCAGUGUGUUUUGUCGUCCAAACCACAUUUAAAGGACCCGAGAUUGGUUCCUAUCCCUUGGAAUGGCCUCAAAACUCCCAUCAAUGGUCGUUUGAAGAUCGGCUUUGUCAACGACGAUGGAUUUAUCAUUCCUCAACCUCCAGUUGUCAAGGCUCUGGCCUGGGCACGAGAGCAGCUCUGUGAUCCAAGAUACAAAGAUUUUAUUGAGCUCAAGGAGUUCAAAGUGUUUGAUUCGGCAGGUGCUUGGUCCAAGAUUCGACGCAUGUAUUGGCCUGACGGUGGAAAGCCAACAAGGGAUGCCAUUCAAGCUACGGGAGAGCCCAUCCACCCUCUCAGUGAGUGGAUCUGGAAGGAUGCAGAGCCACUUGGUAUGAAGACAGCUGUUGACUUGAGUCUCAUGCGUCGGGAGAGAGAUGAAUUUCGCUGGGCAUUUGCAAAGAGCUGGGAAGAUCAAGACGUGGAUAUACUUAUUGGACCUGCAUUCAUCGGACCUGCAUCAGGUCAUGACACAGCGUUCUUCUGGAACUAUACAUCGCUGUAUAACCUUGUGGAUUAUCCUGGUGUCGUCAUACCUACACCUGUCAAGGUGGAGGGAAGUGAGAAGUAUCCUGGUGGAUAUGAGCCGUUGAGUGAGGCUUGUGGACAGGUGAAGAAGAUGUGGGAAAAGUCGGACUUUACUGGCGCUCCGAUUAAUCUUCAGAUCGUUGCGAGGAAGUAUCAUGACAACGAGUUGUUUGGGGCGCUGGCGCUGUUGAAGGAUAGUGCAUUCGAGUGUUACACAAAACGACUGAACAAGAACGACAGUAUGGCAGCCGCAUUCAACAUUGUGCGCCAGAGCUUGUUUGCCGGCAGCCCAAGAUAUACAGAAAAUGAUUUACCUGAUCUCAAGGGCAAAGUAGUUGCCAUAACAGGCUCAAAUACUGGUGUCGGGAAAGAAAUCGCCAAGAUGGUCUACAGCAAGAAUGCAAAAGUCUACAUGUUCGCGCGAACAACUACAAAAAAUGAAAAGACUCGUGACGAGAUCAAAGCUGCCUUUCCAGAGUCACGAGGCGAAUUGAUCUGCAUUCAGCUAGACCUCGCCGACCUCGAUAGUGUUCAAGCAGCGGCUGCAGAAUUUAUCAGCAGGGAAGAUAAGCUUCACGUUCUUUUUAAUAAUGCAGGCGUCGGCUUCCCUGAAUAUGGCUCCAAGUCCAAGCAAGGUUACGAACUGCAGUUAGGAGUCAACUGCCUUGGUAGCUUUGCUCUGACCCAGAGAUUGACGCCCGUGUUGGUCAAUACUGCAAAGACAUCUACACCAGGGACUGUUCACGUAGUUUGGGCAUCAUCCACUGCUGCCUUUUGGACUUCCACGAAGAAAUACAUAGAACGAGUCAAAUCUAUCAACAAGCAGAGCCUGUUUCAACAAUAUGCAAUUAGCAAGCUCGGCAAUUACUACCAUGCCACGGAAUAUGCUGCACGCCACAAGAGCGACGGUAUUAUCUCUGUGCCGCUUAACCCCGGCAAUCUCGACUCGGAGCUUUGGCGCACACAGGGUAAAUUUCUGACUUGGAUCCUUCGAAAAACUGUUUUCUAUCCCCCGCGCUAUGGCGGAUAUGUUAAUAUCUUUGCUGGGUUCUCUCCUGAAGUGACUCUUGAGAACUCAGGCAGAUUCAUUUCACCAUGGGGAAGGUUAUGGCAUGCACUCCCUGCAAUGGUAAAAGGAUCAAAGACGGAGGCUGAAGGAGGGACUGGCCAUGCUAAACGGUUCUGGGAGUGGACAGAGGAACAGGUCUCACAAAAUGUGUCUGCUCCUUUUGCCAAGGAGCCCCUUAGGUAA